Molecule: messenger RNA, 6443 nt
Organism: Apis mellifera (honey bee)
Lineage: Eukaryota; Metazoa; Arthropoda; Insecta; Hymenoptera; Apidae
Product: sodium- and chloride-dependent GABA transporter 1
Exons: 11
Coding region: 313-2478 (721 amino acids)
Biological process (GO): sodium ion transmembrane transport
Cellular component (GO): membrane
Source: RefSeq, a predicted model, not a curated record
UUAUUCCGUAACGACAUCCCUCGUAGGAUAGGUCGACACAAGGCUCGCAUCAUCUGAUACGCAGUAAAAUCAGUUUCCACCGAAGUGGAAGUGGCUGUCGUCGAUCCCCUAUCGCGAUACUUCAACGAUCAGCUUCCCUCCAACGUUUUGGAACGAAGGGAAAUCGUACCUUCUCGAUUCCAUCUCGGUUCGAACGGAAGAAUUUCGCGGUCCAGAAAACGAAGGUCGGGCGUGAACUCGAUUGUUUUCCUCCUCCUUCGGAGGGCAUCGUCCUCCCCAGCUUCGAGAUUCUCCGAUCUUGGAAGGAUGUAAAUGGUAAGGCGAAAGGUGGAGGAUUCGAAGAAGAAGAAGAAGAAGAAGGAGAAAAGGAAUAAUACGAAAGCGUCGAGGAAGAAUUUAGAAGACUCGAAGAAUUCGAUUUUGAGGAAACUUGGAUCUAGGCAAGGGUUGAGAAGAUCUCGCGAUAUCUUGGAACCUUGCGUGUCGUUGCUUUUUGUGUCCUCGAUCGCAACCAUGGCGGAGAAGAUGUACUAUUGGGGGGAGCAAAAGGAUCAAGUGGAUCCGGAUCAGACUUUCAUAGAGUUCAAGGCCAAGUCGGUGGGCUCGAGCAGGGGAAGGGAGGCGUCCCACGCCGCCGCUAAAACGAGCGUGUCCACGUCGCAGGGCAGGGCGAUCGAGGUCGGGAAUCGCGAAGAGGACACGGAACGAGGGGGAUGGGAUAACAAGUUGGAUUUCCUGUUCUCGUGUAUCAGCGUCUCGGUGGGGCUUGGAAACGUGUGGAGGUUUCCGUAUUUGUGCUACAAGAACGGGGGAGGCGCUUUCCUCAUCACUUAUGGAAUUGCUAUGGUGUUCUGCGGUAUUCCAAUAUUCUUCCAAGAGGUGGCAAUCGGCCAAUACCUUGGAGCUGGUGGGAUGACUUUGGUGGGACAAUUGUGUCCCCUGUUGCAAGGGGUUGGAUACGCCACUAUGACGAUCGUAUUCUUCCUAGAUGUUUAUUACUGCAUCAUCAUCGCCUGGACGCUCUUCUAUCUUAUAAGCACUUUCGUCAAUAUACCUAACGUACCUUGGAAGGGUUGCGGAAAUUGGUGGAAUACCGAGGAUUGCUUCGACGGCCUCGAAAAGAUCGAGGAAACGACCGAUCUUGUUAAUUCGAAUAGCACGAAUUCCACUUGCAACGAGAACGUCACUCUUCAUCAUGCUACACCGGUCGAGGAAUACUGGGAACGACGACUACUUGGGAUCACUCCCGGUAUAGAGAGCAUCGGAGGGAUCCAAUGGGAGCUGUUAGGCUGUCUGGUCAUCGGCUGGCUCCUCGUAUAUUUCAUCAUCCGGCGUGGCCUCCACCAGAGUGGUAAAAUUAUUUGGUUUUCAGCUUUGUUCCCCUACGUGGUGCUUUUUAUUCUUUUGGGAAGAGCGGUGACGUUGGAGGGCAGCUACAACGGCUUGCUGUACUACGUAACGCCGAGGUGGGAGGAAUUAAUGUCGCCUGGCCCAUGGAUCGACGGGGCCACGCAAAUUUUCUUCGCCUACAGCAUCGGGACUGGAGCUCUGCCCGCUCUCGGAUCGUACAACAAGUUCCAUCACAAUUGCUACAAAGACGCGUUGAUCACGUGUGUGGUGAACACGUUAACCUGUUUGCUGGCCGGUUGCGUCACUUUCUCCAUCCUGGGCCACAUCGCGUUGGAACAGGGGACAGAAGUGGCCAAAGUGGUUAAAAGCGGUCCAGGGCUCGUGUUUCUCACUUAUCCGGAGGUGGUCCUCAAGCUUCCUGGCGCCUCCAUGUGGGCCAUCAUCUUCUUCGUGAUGCUGCUCAUACUCGGGAUCGACAGUGAAUUCUGCAUCGUGGAAUCGUUCAUCACCGGGGUUGUCGACAAUUGGCCCGACCUCUUACGCCCCCACAGGAACAAAUUCACCAUUGCCAUUUGCUGUCUCAUGUUCCUUUUGGGCCUUCCCAUGGUGACCAACGGUGGCGUUUACAUAUUCCAAUUAAUGGAUUUCUACUCGGCCAGUGGAAUGUCGAUUCUCUGGGUCUGCUUUUUCCAAACGAUAGCUAUAUCUUGGAUAUUUGGAGCGAGAAAGUUCUGCGAUUGCAUACACCAGAUGAUGGGUAUACGAUUGAAUAACUUCUGGUACGUUUGCUGGGUCGUGUUUGCGCCAGUGAUCAUGGCUUUCAUCUUCGUAUUCCAAUGCGUUCAAUACAAACCCCUGAGAUAUGGAAACAAUUACGAAUAUCCGACGUGGGCCGAGGUGAUAGGCGUUUGUCUCAGUUUGUCAUCCAUGAUCUGGAUCCCCGUUUACGCCGUAUAUUACGUGGUCGUCACACCAGGAUCCAUCAAAGAGAAUAUUCUGAAGGGUUUGAAACCGAACAUAAAGUCGCAUCCAAAAUUACCGAAGGGGGAGAAAUCGGCAGUGAUACCAAUGUCGGAGAGCAGCGCAGGAUUGAUCACGAAGAACAACAGUUUCCUCAGUCAAACAUGAUCGCAGUAAAAAAUCGCUUCCUUAUUUCUUUAUUAGGUUGUAAUUAACGUAAGCGUAGUAUUUUUAACGAGAUUUAUUAAUCCAAGUAUCGGACAGUGUUGCUCGAUUCAUUAUUCGCCGAAUCGUCUCCUCCGGUUUGACUUGGUUUGAUAAUAUCAAAUCGAAGAAAAUCGAAUCAAUUUCUUCGAAGCAAAAAAAAAUAUAUAUAUCGUAGAAUCUUUUUUUGAUCGACGAUAGUUUCGAGACGAAUCAAAAUAAAGAAAAAAAAGAAGAAAAAUAACAAGUUGCGGAUGAAAUUCGAGCAAUUACUGUGCGAAUAAAAAAAAUACCAAAUACUCGUUCCUUCUAUAUUAAACGAUGGUACCACAUAAAAAAAAAGAGUAUUAUCUAUUUAUCGUUAGAGAAAGAUGAUGGUAAUAGCAGACACCGCUAGUUCUCGGAUAACUAACGAAAGAUACAAGUGACUCGAAGAGGUCUAUAUUUUUUAUCGCGAUGUUUCUCUCUCGUCUGCACGAAAAAAGAUACGACACGAUCCAAUUUUUACCAAUAUUUUUAUUAUCCGACGAAUGCCUACUUUUCGAGAAGCAGAAAUUUUUUAAAAACGACGUACGUAGUUAGUUCGAUUACUAGCUGGUUAAAUUACAGAUAAUGUGCCUCGACAUUGACGAAACAUUUUUCUUCCCUUUUACGUUUAAAAACGAAUGAUAUUACUUUUUAAAUAUUACUUUAAUUAAACUAAGUUAACGUGUAGUUUAGUAUUUAUUAUAACGCAGUUGACAUUUAUUAAUUUUUAAUAUUAAAAAAAAAAUAAAUCCAUACAAAUUUUGUAUAUAAUUAAUUGGAAAAAAAUUUGUUCACGUCAAAUCGAGUCGAGGAUAGAAGUGUGCCUCGCAGAAACUCGUUGGUACCAUAAUAAUCAUCGGGAAUCAUUGCGUGAGAAAUGAAUAAACGUUCCGCAGGAAAUUAAAAAAUUCGUUUCUAGAAAAUUUAUUAACAAUUCGUUCGUUGAACGAAUUUAAAAAAAAAAGAAAAAGAAAAAAAGAAAGAUGAAAACGUUCCUUUCGAUCGCAAUGAUUCCACGCGGAAGGAUCCAGGAAUAUAAGAUAAGAAUAUAAUAUUAUAACAUUAGUUUUAUGAAAGAAUUAUAUCUAGCGAAUAUAUCUACGAUUUUAUGAUUGCUAAAAGGAUUAUUAAUUCAAAAUAUUGUUCCAACAUACUGUUAUUUGCAUUAAUAAUAUUAUUCCUGCGAAUUCAAACGACCAAUUAAUAGUAUAUUUAAAGAGAAAGAAGAUAGAAGAUUGUUGGAACGAGAAGUGACGCUCGACAAAACUCGAUUUAUAAAUAAUUGAUGGACACGAGCAAUAAAUUUGGAAACGGGCCUAAGUAAUAAUUCUGUCUAUGUUUAAAUGGUUUUCAGAUCAUACUCUGUUUAACACAUUCAAUGCAAAAUAUGUGUCGUAAAAGGAAUUUGUUUUAUCCUGUGCUGGAUCAUGUGCAUCGACGUGCCGCGAAAAAUAUCCUAUUAUAUGGCGGAUCAUGCGAAUAUAUUUGUUACAAAGAAUGUCCUAUCCUGUGGCAAAUCAUGUAAGGAUCACAAAAAAUAUUUUAUGUGGCGGACACGAAUAUAUUUGUCACAAAGAAUAUUCUAUUCUGAGGAAAAUCAUGUAAGAAUGCACGUCACGAAAAAUAUUUUAUGUGGCAGAUAGCGCGAAUAUAUUUGUCACAAAGAAUAUUCUAUUCUGAGGAAAAUCAUGUAAGAAUGCGCGUCACAAAAAAUAUUUUAUGUGGCGGAUGACGCGAAUAUAUUUGUCACAAAGAAUGUGGCAGACGAUAUAAAGGUAUGCAUCACUAAAAAUUUUUUAUUAAGUAACGGAUGACGCGUCACAAAAAAUAUUCUGUGGUAAACGAUAUAAAGGCACGCAUCGCUAAAAAUUCUUUAUUAUGUAACGGAUGACGCGAACAUAUACGUCACAAAGAAUGUCCUAUCCUGUGGCAAAUCAUGUAAGGGUCACAAAAAAUAUUUUAUGUGGCGGAUGACGCGAAUAUAUUUGUCACAAAGAAUGUUCUAUCUUGUGGCAGACGAUAUAAGAAUGCACGUCACGAAAAAUAUUUUCGUGGCAGAUAGCGCGAAUAUAUUUAUCACAAAGAAUAUUCUAUUCUGAGGAAAAUCAUGUAAGGAUGCACGUCACAAAAAAUAUUUUAUAUGGCGAAUGACGCGUCAUUAAGAAUGUCCUAUUCUAUGGCAAAUUAUGUAAGGGUCACAAAAAAUAUUUUAUGUGGCAGAUAGCGCGAAUAUAUUUGUCACAAAGAAUAUCUUAUUCUGAGGCAAAUCAUGUAAGGAUGCACAUCACAAAAAAUAUUUUAUAUGACGGAUAACGCGUCACUAAGAAUGUCCUAUUCUAUGGCAAAUUAUGUAAGGGUCACAAAAAAUAUUUAAUGUGGCAGAUAGCGCGAAUAUAUUUGUCACAAAGAAUAUCUUAUUCUGAGGCAAAUCAUUUAAGGAUGCGCGUCACAAAAAAUAUUUUAUAUGGCGGAUGAACGCGUCACUAAGAAUGUUCUAUUCUAUGGCAAAUUAUGUAAGGGUCACAAAAAAUAUUUUAUGUGGCAGAUAGCGCGAAUAUAUUUGUCACAAAGAAUAUCCUAUUCUGAGGCAAAUCAUUUAAGGAUGCGCGUCACAAAAAAUAUUUUAUAUAACGGAUAACGCGUCAUUCUGUGGCAAAUUAUGUAAGGGUCACAAAAAAUAUUUAAUGUGGCAGAUAGCGCGAAUAUAUUUGUCACAAAGAAUGUUCUAUCCUGUGAUAGAUGAUAUAAGAAUGCACGUCACGAAAAAUAUUUUAUGUGGCAGAUAGCGCGAAUAUAUUUGUCAUAAAGAAUAUCCUAUUCUGAGACAAAUCAUUUUAAGGAUGCGCGUCACAAAAAAUAUUUUAUGUGGCGGAUGACGCGUCACUAAGAAUUCUGUGGCAAAUUAUGUAAGGGUCACAAAAAAUAUUUUAUGUGGCGGAUGACGCGAAUAUAUUUGUUACAAAGAAUGUCUUAUCCUGUGGCAGAUGAUAUAAGAAUGCACGUCACUAAAAAUAUUUUCGUGGCAGAUAGCGCGAAUAUAUUUGUCACUAAGAAUUUAUCCUAUUCUGUGGCAAAUUAUGUAAAGGUCACAAAAAAUAUUUUCGUGGCAGAUAGCGCGAAUAUAUUUGUCAUUAAGAAUUUGUCCUAUUCUGUAGCAAAUCAUGUAAGAAUGCGUGUCACGAAAAGUAUUUUAUGUGACAGAUGACACGAACAUACGAGUCACAAAGAAUGUCCUAUCCUGUGGCAAAUCACGAAAGGAUGAGCGUCAUUAAAAAUAUUUUAUGUGACAAAUAUAUAUGAUACGAAUGUAUUUGUCACAAAGAAUGUCCUAUCCUGUGGCAGACGAUAUAAGGGUGCGCGUCUCGAAAAAUACAUAUAGUUGUGACGAUUGACGUAAGCUUGAGCGUCACAAAGAAUUUCUUAUCCUAUGGCAGACGAUGUAAGGAUGGGCUAUAAAGUUUUGCGAGAAAUAUAAAAGAUGAAAAAAGAGUUUUCUUUUCUUUCGUUCCCUCGUUGCUUUUAUAUUUCUCUUCACAAUUAUUAUUUUCAUAUUUUUACUCGAAUAUUCUUUGAUUUUUGACGGCGCAUUGAAUGCGUUGAACGAGUAUUUCGACGAAUUGUUGAUGUUGCGUGUGCAUUUGCACGACUAUUUGCUUUCCUUCCGUAUCAACGCAUUGUUAUUACCCGCGAGUAACUUUUUAAUCGAGCGAGCUAAGCAUAUUUAUCACGACGAACGUUUUUUUCUUAUCAUUUUGGUUUCGAAAAGAUCGAAAUGCGUAAAUUUUGAAAUUGUAAUUUUUAUUGUAACAGCACGAAAGAGUCGAAGAACGAAACGAAGAGAUUCGAAGAUGUACGAUGCGUUUAUUAUGGUUGUACGAAAAUAUAAAAGGAUAUUCUUUCGA